This is a messenger RNA of Anguilla anguilla (European eel), 2727 nucleotides long. RefSeq names its product solute carrier family 22 member 15 (gene slc22a15). Gene Ontology annotation, biological process: transmembrane transport. Lineage: Eukaryota; Metazoa; Chordata; Actinopteri; Anguilliformes; Anguillidae. Gene Ontology annotation, cellular component: membrane. The record is from RefSeq and is a predicted model, not a curated record. Gene Ontology annotation, molecular function: transmembrane transporter activity. The coding region runs from base 129 to 1628 and encodes 499 amino acids. The transcript has 12 exons.
UGGUCCGAAGAACAUGUGACGGUAAUCCACGUCCGCGAAACGCAUCGCAAAGACAGAGGGGCUCCGGAUAACCGAGAUCUGAGUGGAAGUUGGUGUGAUGUUAUGUUUCAGUGCAUAUUUGUUUUGGGAUGGAUUUAGAAGAGGCUUUUCAAGUUGUAGGGGAAUUUGGAAUAUGCCAGAAACGCAUGAUCGCGGUGUUAGUUUUACUUCAGAUUUAUAUGGCUUUCCAGUCGAUGCUUAUAGUGCUUGUCGGGGCGGUACCUGAUUACCACAUUGAGAAAGGUCUGAAUCCCGAUAGCACCGAGGAGGAACUCUUCAAACACGUAACUUUCACAGAAGACCUUAGUUCUAUUGUUACAGAGUGGUUCCUGGUAAAAGAUCAGGCUUACAAGGUGAGCCUGGCCGGCUCCCUGUUUUUUGCUGGUGUCCUACUCGGGAAUGUGCUUUUUGGGCCCCUGUCAGACAAAAUUGGAAGAAAACCAGUAUUUCUUACAGGCCUGUUCUUUGAGGUGCUGUUUGGCUACGCCACUGCUUUUGCGCCCAGUUAUGAAACGUUCGCUCUCUCUCGCCUGCUGGUGGGAAUGAUGAAUGGCGGCAUGGCGCUGGUGUGUUUUGUGCUCAGUCAGGAGUACGUGGGGAAGUCCUACUGGGCAAUGACAGGAACUUUGUCCAAUAUGACGUUUGCAGUGGGAAUCGCACUCUUUGCUGGCCUUGGUUACUAUGUGAGACACUGGCGCACCCUAGCAACGGCAGCUAACUCGCCUGGUGUGCUGUUUUUCCUUCUGUCAGUGAACUUUCCGGAGUCCCCGCGCUGGCUGUACUCACAGGGCCGGUCGGAGCAGGCCGAGCAGGUGCUGCUGUACCUGGCCCAGCAGAACGGUCGGGACCAGACCCAGCUGAAGCUGAAACAGAACUCGGCCUCCACUCAGAACGGCAGCCGCAGGCCCGGGAUACUGAACCUGAUCACUCACCCGGUGCUCCGAUGGAGGACUGUGGUCCUCAUGUAUGUGUGGUACGCCUGCAGUUUGGUGUAUUACGGGCUGACGAUGAACGCUGGUGGGGACACAGGAAAUCGCUACGUCACGGUAGCCAUGUACGGGCUGGUGGAGCUUCCUGCUUACCCGCUGUGCAUCUACUUCAUUAACAAACCCUGGGCUGGAAGACGCAAAACUAUGGCGAGCUUCCUCGCUCUUGCAGGGUUUUCCUGUUUGUUUACAAUGCUGAUACCAGUCCAGACAGGUUUGGGGUUCAAUGGCACAUCUUUAGCUUUGCUAGGAAAGCUGUUGGUCAGUGCUGCCUUCAACAUUGUGUAUGUUUACACGUCUGAGCUGUAUCCCACCGUGAUUCGGAACGCUGGACUUGGAGUCUGUUCAAUGUCAUGCCGAUUUGGAGGAAUUCUAGCACCAUUUGUACCUUCUUUGAGAGCGCUGCACCAGUCCAUGCCCUUUGUGGUGUUCGGCCUGAGCGGGAUCUCUGCUGGCUGCCUGAGUCUGCUGCUGCCGGAAACCCUGAACAGACCCAUCGCCGAGACCCUGGAGGAGCUGCAUAGCCCCGCCUACCAGCGCAUCCUGGAGAGACAGGUUUACUUGUUUGAAGAUGAUCAGUCCAAAGACAAACUUCUGCAGUGAGAUGGACUUGCUUACCACAAAGGAGGGACCACAAUCAAACAGAAGGUUCAUGGAAAGAGAAGUUCUUCUGUCGUCUGUCUGAGAAUUGCCUGUCUGUGGUGUAUGAAUAAGAUUCUUUAAAAAUGAUUUAAUAUAUAAAGGACUGACACAAGAUACUAUGGAGAGGAGUUGGCCGUCUAGCUGGACAGCUUUUUGGAUGACUUCUCUCAAACUCUUGGCCACAGUGGUCUUCUAAGUUCUCGCCGAACACUGAAGGCCUUGAUUGGCUGGAAGAAAUGGACAACAGAGAUGGUGCCAGUGGUUGCCAUAGGAACAUUCCUCACAUUUAGAGACCUCGAUCCCCAUUUAUUCCAUGUUAUGUGGAUUUGUCUGACCGUCUUGCCUUUUCAGCCGAAUUAAAUGUUUUCGUCUUCAUCGUGUGCCUUAUGAGGAUCAAAUGUCAUCAACACUGAUGUUUUUAACGUUGAGAAAUUCACUUAAAUGCUCUAUUUUGAAUAGGAUACAAUUUUGUACCUUGUUUCAUACCAAAAGUACAACAGAGGUUACGUGGGACCAACCUGCCAUUACUGCCAAAGUGAAGAUCCUUUUCUUCUGCAUCUGUAAUUUUAUUAACAGUGAACGUUCAAUUGAGUAUGUAAAUGUCUAUUUUUCAUGGUCGGUUCAUUUGUUUAAGUUGAUCUGCUGGUCAGAUCACAUGCUGCUGAUGAAAGUCUGAAACGUAACACCUGCUGCAGCAUGGAGCUCACUGCCGUUUUUUAUGGAGGCGGUCCCAGGACCCGCGCAAUAAGAGGCGAAGCGUCGGCCUCGUUUCGGCGCGGCAGUCCCAGAGAGCACCGUCACACGUCUCUGUCUGUUACACAAGUGUUUAAAGCAGCCUUCGUCUGGCGGCGUGCUGUUAGACGUGAUGGGGAACAAUAAACUCAGCUGCGAAUGUUCCGGCAUUGCUGUGGUUUGUUAGUUUUGGAAAUGGCUUGGUGCUCCCCGGUGGGUGGGGGAGGCGGGUGUGUGGUGUUGAACAAAACAAUCCAUGACUGUCCAAGAGUGUGUUUUAAUGGUCAUUUUAAAAUGUCUUGUGUACAAUAAAUAUCACUUGUACUUA